Messenger RNA from Myodes glareolus (Bank vole), 981 nucleotides. Lineage: Eukaryota; Metazoa; Chordata; Mammalia; Rodentia; Cricetidae. The record is from RefSeq and is a predicted model, not a curated record.
AGGUUGUUCUGUGGUCUCGGGCCUGAAGACUAUGAGUGCGGCUGGCGGCCUUCGUCGCCGCGCGCGACUGUCACGCCUCGUGUCCUUCAGUGCGAGCCAUCGGCUGCACAGCCCAUCUCUGAGCGAUGAAGAGAACUUGAAAGUGUUUGGGAAGUGCAACAAUCCCAAUGGCCACGGGCACAAUUAUAAAGUUGUGGUGACAGUACAUGGAGAGGUACGUGCUGAAAACGGUGUGUGGAUUUGUGCAGAUUGCUGGGCCGUCUUCCAGACACUGGUGAAAUCUGUGUUGAAAGCUUGCGUUUCAGUUGCUUCACCGCUGGCCUUUCUGUGUGAUCGAUCCUGUUACAGGAAUGGUUAUGAAUUUGACUGACCUCAAAGAAUACAUGGAGGAGGCCGUCAUGAAGCCCCUUGAUCACAAGAACCUGGACCUGGAUGUGCCGUACUUUGCAGAUGUUGUAAGCACGACAGAAAAUGUAGCUGUCUAUAUCUGGGAAAACCUCCAGCAGCUUCUUCCUCGAGGAAUUCUUUAUAAAGUAAAAGUGUAUGAGACCGACAACAACAUUGUAGUAUAUAAAGGAGAAUAGAUCUUAGAGCUGAAUUAGAAAGACUGAUUGCUUUUCUUAUUUGAAAAAGCUCUUUGUCCCUUUAGAAUAUCCAGCAGUCACCACAUACUUGUGUCUGUACAUUGUGUUCUGGAUUGCCUGAUUGUUCACAUGACUAUAAGGUCCACAUUUAAAUGUAUUUAAAUAAAUAUCAAACUUUCAGUAUAUCCUGAAUAUGUUUUUAGUGAGGAAGCAGGGAAGAGCUGAGGACUGAACCGGGGCCUCACCCAUGCCAAGCACGCUGAGCUGCAUCCAAUCCAAUCCUCUCUGUGCCAUUUAGAGAUCUGCUGUCUAGAGAUUAAAAAUUAUUUCAUUCUCAGCAAAAUGUUUUGGUGUGGAAUUAUUUAGAGACAAAAUAAACCCAUUUUCAUUAUACGUA